ACGUCGGAAGGCAUUUCCUGUUGGGGCGGGGCCCAGUGAGCGAUAGCGGACCACUGCGGACCUGUCGCUGCAUCUGAUUUUAAGAAGAAAAAAAAGACAGAAAGCAAAUUCUAUUAUUUUUAAAACACUGCGGCGUUUCGUGAAUAGUCCCGUUGCUAUUAACAAUAUUGUUCCCUUAUUCAAUUUGUCAGUUUUCAAUGGAGAAAAAUAAGAUGGAAUGAUCUGUAAGAAGAAGAAUCUGCCGUGACUUCAGCAGGAGAAAGUGUCUCCCGUUGCCAACGGGGCAAUUGUUGCUGUCUCAGCUUUACAGAUAAUUUCAGGGUUUCAAAUUAAAGGAUAACUUUACGUAUGCAGCCUCUGAACAACGCCACGCAUUGAAGAUGGAACUGAAAAUACUUCUGCUAUCCACGUUGUUGGGAUUUAUUUGCGACAGCGGUGCUCAGCAAGAGGGCAACGAGUGCAUCAAGGCCAACGCCAGGUACUGCGGGGAGUGUAUCCAGGCCGGAGCCAGAUGUGGAUGGUGUACAGACCCAGACUUUCUGAAACAGGGUGAGGCCACGUCGACGCGGUGCGAUGAGAUUGAAUCUCUGAAGAAGAGGGGCUGCGCCGCCGCCAAGAUCGAAGACCCCCGCGGCAAGCAGAAUAUCCAACUAAACAAGGCCGUGACCAGCCGCAAGGGGGGAGUGAAGCUGAAGCCGGAAGAAAUCACCCAGAUCCAGCCCCAGAAGCUCAGCCUCGUUCUCAGAUCUGGUGAGCCACAGACUUUCAACGUGAAGUUCAAACGGGCUGAGGAUUACCCCAUCGACCUGUACUACCUCAUGGACCUGUCCUACUCCAUGAAGGACGACCUUGAGAACGUGAAGAACCUGGGGACCAGCCUGAUGCUGGAGAUGUCAAAGAUCACCUCCGACUUCAGAAUAGGCUUCGGCUCGUUUGUGGAGAAGACAGUGAUGCCGUACAUCAGCACCACCCCGGCCAAGCUACUGAACCCGUGCACCGGGGACCAGAACUGUACUAGCCCCUUCAGCUACAAGCACGUGCUCAACCUCACAGAGGACGGCAAGCAGUUCAACACCUUGGUGGGCAGGCAGCAGAUCUCAGGGAACCUGGACUCCCCUGAGGGAGGCUUCGAUGCCAUCAUGCAAGUGGCCGUCUGUGGGCCCAACAUCGGUUGGAGGAACGUUACUCGUCUGCUGGUCUUCUCCACGGACGCUGGCUUCCACUUCGCUGGCGACGGCAAGCUAGGUGGCAUCGUCCUUCCCAACGACGGGAAAUGCCACCUGGAGAACAACAUGUACACCAUGAGCCACUACUACGACUACCCCUCGAUCGCCCACCUUGUUCAGAAGCUGAGUGAUAACAACAUACAGACUAUCUUUGCUGUCACUGAAGAGUUCCAGCCUGUGUAUAAGGAGCUGAAGAACCUCAUUCCAAAGUCUGCAGUGGGAACGCUGUCUGCUAACUCCAGCAACGUCAUCAACCUGAUUAUCGAUGCGUACAACUCUCUCUCCUCUGAGGUGAUUCUGGAGAACAGCAAGCUUCCGGAAGGCGUGAGCCUGGCGUACCGAGCCCACUGCAAGAACGGCGUGGUCAACGACGGCGAGAACGGACGGAAAUGCUCCAACAUCUCCAUUGGCGACGAGGUAUCGUUCAACAUCAGCGUGACGUCGAAGGGCUGUCCCAACCAGGCUGACCCAAGCAAGUCUGAGGUGAUCAAGAUCAAGCCGCUGGGCUUCACCGAGGAGCUGGAGAUCACUCUGAGCUUCAUCUGCGAGUGCGACUGCCACAAAGACCGCAUCCCCAAGAGCAAGCUCUGCCACAACGGCAACGGCACCUACGAGUGUGGCGCCUGCAAGUGUAACGAGGGGCGGAUCGGCAGACAGUGUGAGUGUAGCACCAACGAGGUGUCCAGCGAGGACAUGGACAAGAACUGCCGCAAGGACAACGGCACGGACAUCUGCAGCAACAACGGAGACUGCGUGUGUGGAACCUGUGAGUGCAAGAAGAGGGAGAACCCUGAGGAACGCUACAGCGGAAAGUUCUGCGAGUGUGACAACUUCAACUGUGACCGCUCCAACAACAAGCUGUGUGGAGGCCAUGGGCGCUGUGAGUGCAGGAUGUGUAUCUGCGAUGCCAACUGGACAGGCAGCGCCUGCGACUGCUCCCUGGACAACUCCACCUGCCUGGCCUCCAACAAGCAGAUCUGUAACGGCCGGGGGACCUGCGAGUGUGGCACCUGCAAAUGUACAGACCCCAAGUUCCAGGGCCCCACCUGCGAGAUCUGCCCCACCUGCCCCGGAGUGUGUGCGGAACACAAAGAGUGUGUCCAGUGUAGGGCCUUUGGAACUGGAGAGAAGAAGGACAACUGUGAGAGAGACUGCAGCUACUUCAACCUGAUCAAGGUGAAGGACCGCGACAUGCUGCCCCAGCCAGGUCAGGCCUUCCCCCUCAUGCACUGCAAGGAGAGGGACGCCAACGACUGCUGGUUCUACUACACCUACGCCGUCAACAACAAGACUGAGAAGGAGGUGCACGUGGUGGAGACGCUGGACUGUCCCUCCGGCCCGCCAAUCAUCCCUAUCGUGGCGGGCGUGGUGGCGGGCAUCGUUCUGAUUGGCUUAGCCCUGCUGCUGAUCUGGAAGCUGCUCAUGAUCAUCCACGACAGGAGGGAGUUUGCCAAGUUUGAGAAGGAGAAGAUGAACGCCAAGUGGGACACGCAAGAGAAUCCUAUAUACAAGAGUCCUAUUAAUAAGUUCCAGAACCCCAACUAUGGGCGUAAAGCUGCAGUUCUAUAAGGUGAAAACCCCAUCUACAAGAGUGCUGUUACAACCGUGAUCAAUCCUAAAUAUGAAGGCAAAUGAGCUCCUGGAACUACACUGUUCAUUCAGUCCUCGGGCACGGUGUGAGGGUCAAAUCUGGCCUGUUGUUUUGUCGCUUUGUUGCUAUAACACAUUUAGACACUACACUUUCAUUAACUAAUGAAUUCAUUCAUAAUUUCUUUGCGUUGCGUUCUGACAUGUGUACAGUGUGUGUUGUAAUUGUAUAUACGUACUUUUAAGUGCACUUUGUUGCAGAAAUUGAAAUGUCAUUUGCCACAGGACUGGUAUAGGCAAAAUGUUGUGCUUUUUCCUCAAAUAAUGUGGACAUGAACUUUUAAAAUGACCUCCUGUUAGUGUGAGGGACCUAAUCUGAAUUUAAAACAGAUCUUCUGCAAAGUUGUACUGGAGUUUGCAAUCAUUCAUAUGGCCAACCUGAUGUAUGUGUUUAUACAUUAGACAUCCCAUACAAUACUUGGAUUAUUGUUGUAUCAAGGUUGUAUGCAAUCAUAAAGCCAGUCAAUGGUUAUUGUCUUGGUUUGCUGUUGGGUUGGGUUGCAUUGUGACCAUACAGUAGCUAAGAUUUUCAUGAGGUGAAGUUUUAUUUUACGGGGAUGGAUGAAACAUUGAGCCAGAAUUUUACAAAUUUGGGUUUGUAACUUUCAUCCAAUUUUGAUUAAUCUUUGCGUUAAACAACUGUGUUGUUUCAAGGGAUUAAAAACACAUUUGUAUUAUUUGUACAAAGUAAAAACAAAUUGUAAAAUCUAUUCUCCAAAUUAUUGAAAGUCAAAUUCAAUCUAUUUCCAAGAUGUAUUUCGAGGAUAAUAAUGAGCUUUCAUAUGAAUGUUUUAAUUCUGUCUCAGGUCGUUUCUGUGUUCAAAUAUGAGUGCCCCAAUGCCGUCUUAUCCUGUAUCUCUGUUGCCAAUUGUGAGCUUAUUGUGAGCUUAAGGAGAUGGAGAUGGCUAUAGCCCGGUGGUUAGAGCAUUUGACUGCAGACGAUGAGUUGACAGGUGCAAUUCCUUCACUAUGUUGCUAUGGAUACAAGCGUCUGCUAAAUGAACAAAAUAUUGGUAUUACGCUAUUGUAGUUCUGAAGACAUUAUCUCCAUCAUUCUAUACUGUACUGUACAUAGCCCUGCAGUUGCUGGUUUUAUAAUUGUUCAAGAACUGGGAAGGGCAUUGUCUCCUAAACACUAUGGCUCAACACCACAUUAUCAUUGUUUUCACUUCAUAAAUAUUUGUUAUCCUCUCCAAACGCUGUUUUUGAAUUUAUUUAUUAAAUAAAAUUUCAAACUUG
Molecule: messenger RNA, 4112 nt
Organism: Hypomesus transpacificus
Lineage: Eukaryota; Metazoa; Chordata; Actinopteri; Osmeriformes; Osmeridae
Gene: itgb1a
Product: integrin, beta 1a
Exons: 17
Coding region: 381-2795 (804 amino acids)
Biological process (GO): cell adhesion mediated by integrin; cell-matrix adhesion; integrin-mediated signaling pathway
Cellular component (GO): cell surface; focal adhesion; integrin complex
Molecular function (GO): integrin binding; collagen binding involved in cell-matrix adhesion; fibronectin binding
Source: RefSeq, a predicted model, not a curated record